Delphinapterus leucas (beluga whale) is the source of this 4219-nucleotide messenger RNA. It is a transcript of the gene HS6ST1, whose product is annotated as heparan sulfate 6-O-sulfotransferase 1. Gene Ontology annotation, cellular component: membrane. Gene Ontology annotation, molecular function: heparan sulfate 6-sulfotransferase activity. The record is from RefSeq and is a predicted model, not a curated record. NCBI's taxonomy places the organism in Eukaryota, Metazoa, Chordata, Mammalia, Artiodactyla, Monodontidae.
GCGGAGCGGAGCUGACCGGCGGGCGAGGGGCCGCAGGGGGAGCGGACCGGGCCGGAGCCGAUCCGGAGCUGAGCCGGGAUCGGGCCGCGGAGCGGGACCCGGGCGAGGAGCAGCCAUGGCGCCGCGCAGGGCCGGGGCCCGCGCCGCUGCGGGCGGCCUGGGUGCCGAGUAGCCGGGCCGGAGCGCGGGCGGCGGCGGCGGCGGAGGCAGCUGCGCCCGUGCCCCCCGCUCUCCAGGCCCCGCGCCCCGCGCCCGGGCCGCCGGCGAUGGUGACACAUGCGGCGGCGGCGCGCCGGCGGCAGGACCAUGGUUGAGCGCGCCAGCAAGUUCGUGCUGGUGGUGGCGGGCUCGGCGUGCUUUAUGCUCAUCCUCUACCAGUACGCGGGCCCGGGACUGAGCCUGGGCGCGCCCGGCGGCCGCGCGCCGCCCGACGACCUGGACCUCUUCCCCACGCCCGACCCGCACUACGAGAAGAAGUACUACUUCCCGGUGCGCGAGCUGGAGCGCUCGCUGCACUUCGACAUGAAGGGCGACGACGUGAUCGUCUUCCUGCACAUCCAGAAAACGGGCGGCACCACCUUCGGCCGCCACCUCGUGCAGAACGUGCGCCUCGAGGUGCCCUGCGACUGCCGGCCCGGCCAGAAAAAGUGCACCUGCUACCGGCCCAACCGCCGCGAGACCUGGCUCUUCUCCCGCUUCUCCACGGGCUGGAGCUGCGGGCUGCACGCCGACUGGACCGAGCUCACCAACUGCGUGCCCGGCGUGCUGGACCGCCGCGACCCCGCCGCGCUGCGCACGCCCAGGAAGUUCUACUACAUCACCCUGCUGCGAGACCCCGUGUCCCGCUACCUGAGCGAGUGGCGGCAUGUGCAGCGGGGGGCCACGUGGAAGACAUCGCUGCACAUGUGCGACGGGCGCACGCCCACGCCCGAGGAGCUGCCGCCCUGCUACGAGGGCACGGACUGGUCGGGCUGCACGCUGCAGGAGUUCAUGGACUGCCCCUACAACCUGGCCAGCAACCGCCAGGUGCGCAUGCUGGCCGACCUGAGCCUGGUGGGCUGCUACAACCUGUCCUUCAUCCCCGAGGGCAAGCGGGCCCAGCUGCUGCUGGACAGCGCCAAGAAGAACCUGCGGGGCAUGGCCUUCUUCGGCCUGACCGAGUUCCAGCGCAAGACGCAGUACCUGUUCGAGCGGACGUUCAACCUCAAGUUCAUCCGUCCCUUCAUGCAGUACAACAGCACGCGGGCGGGCGGCGUGGAGGUGGGCGAGGACACCAUCCGGCGCAUCGAGGAGCUCAACGACCUGGACGUGCAGCUCUACGACUACGCCAGGGACCUCUUCCAGCAGCGCUACCAGUACAGGCGGCAGCUGGAGCGCCGGCAGCAGCGCCUCCGGAGCCGCGAGGAGCGCCUGCUGCACAGGGCCAAGGAGGCGCCGCCGCGGGGGGACGCCGAGGAGCCCGGCCGCGUGCCCACCGAGGACUACAUGAGCCACAUCAUCGAGAAGUGGUAGUGGCGGCCGGCGGGGGCAGGUGGGACCAGGCAGACUGACCAACACACUCGGCCCCCAGAACUCCGUGGGAAGAGGACCCCCGUCCGCUUGCCAGAAGACGGACGGACGGUUGAGGGAGGGGAAGGGGUGGGCCUGGUGGGUCGGUUCUUCCCACCCUCCCAGGCCGGGGCUCUGAGAAAUCAACGUGGGAACCCACUGGGUCAGAGGGAAGGGUGCUUGGAGGACACCCCCGACCAGGCCUGCAGGGCUGGGAGCAGGUACGUCCCCGCUCUCCCGUCCUCCUGGUCACAACGGCCACAGGUUUGAAGACUAGAAAAAUCCAGUGCAGCGGAAGGCGGACCUGCCAGGCCAGGUGUGUGGUCACGCCCACCAGGCACACGCCUGCUCCCCCCCCCCCCCCCACCCCACCCUGCAGGUAGCUCAGCCUCCAGGGAACCCCUGGCCCCAAGGCCUGCGUGGAGACACGGCAGCCCUCUGAGGUAGCCUCAGGAAUGGAGCUCCCAGCUCACCCAUCUUCAGGGUCAGGGCCCACCCCAUCUAAAGCCAAGAAGACUCUAGUCCAGCCCCUGGGAAGCCCACUCCCCUCUCUAGCCCAAGGUCAAAACCCACAGUGUGGCUUCAUGCUUCGGGUCAAGAGAUCAAAGCACAUCACCUGGGGUCCCCCACCCUGUUUUCCUCAGUCCCCAGACCAAGGGGCGCUGUGGGGAGAUGGUCCCCAUGCUGCACUGACCCCUUGCAUGGGCGGAGGGCAUCCCCGGAGUAGGAAGGCCAUAGGUGAGGAUGCUUCCACCUGUGUCCAGGCAGACCUCCCAGCCAGACCAGCUCAGACAGGAAGGGGGACAGAAAUCAAGAGCUCUCCCUGCCCGCAUUUUCCUUUCUGACCCUCUGGGCUUUGUUAGUGGGCUGCCCCCAGCCCCAAGCCCAUGACUUGGACAUUUAUGUGGGACUUAGACCCAAUUCCCCCCACAUCCCCGUGUAUAAAGUUCAGUCAAGCCUCCGUUGGCUGGAACUCUGCAGGCCACAGCCACUGCCCACGAGCCAUACUUUGGGGCCACGGUGGUUCAGGACAGCCAGGAAAGGGUACUCGGGCUUUCAGAUUCUCCUCCAGGAUUGGAAGAAACAGCUCUGGGUGGCUCCCCUAGUACCCAGAUACACAGCCCCCCGACCCUGGGCUCUCCCCGUGUUUUCCUGCACCCUUGCCCCUACCAGCUGGUCAGGCCUGUUCCCCGCAGCCCUGCAGAUUGGAGAAGCCAUGUUCAGUCCACUGUAGACACUUGCCCCACGCCCAUCCCUCCUGUGCUCGAGGAGGCCAGGCCAGCGUCGCCUCUGGACGUGCACCCCCCUCCCCCCGACAUGAGGCCCGAGACCUGGUUCUGGGGAGCUGAGUGUGAGCCCCAUGCCCGAGGUGGAUGGGCACCCCGUCUCCCCAGGAGAGGAAGCACACGUGCCCGGCAGCUGCAGGCCAGACUCGAGGGUGGUGAGGGCCCCGGGCCCCCGGCAGCCUCAUGGGCAGAUCCUGCCAGGGUUCCCUGCCCCAGGUUCCCCUUGGCCACCCGAGCUGCCCUCCUGUGGAAUGAGGGGGUCGGAGCCGAGACCCUUCCGUAAGCACCGGAAGGGUUAGGUGGCUACCCAGGAGCCAACAGCUUUAGUCUUUGCCUGUCUGGCCUGAGCCGCCCCCCCUCACCCCCCCCGCCCGCCCGCCAGCUUCCUGCGCUGGCCGCUUCAUCUUGCAGUCCAAGGACAGCGCAGUCAACAGGCCCCUGAGAGCUGACACAUCGUGCUAAGGAGGUGAGUGCUCAGGCAGCUCUUUGAAAGGGGUGUGAAGGUCAGCAUGGGGGUCUGCUCCAGUACUCAUUUGGGGCGGGCGCGCUCCAGGGAGGAGGGCGGGACACGUUCACGAGAGCUCUGGGGUCUUGCACAAGCACCCGCGACGCUAGGGGCUUGCUGUGGCCUCCCACCGGGAGGAGAGCUGUUGUACGUGAGCCCCCCGGGCACCCGGCCAGCGGCCUGGCUCGAGCAGCCCUCCCCAAGGUGCGUUCCUGAGGGUGUGGCCCGAGUGCAGGAUGUGUUUUGUACAUAAUGGAGUGUUUUAACUCAUGGCCCGUUGUCCCAAGUCACACGGUCUCCUCGGUUUCUUCACUGCAUCUGGAAGGAGGUCCUGGCUCCGGCCAGCAUCCAGGCAGGGGUGCUAGUGACAGCACCAGCUGGCAGUGCCCCUCGGCCGCUUGAGUCUCCCGUCCAGCACUGCCGGCUCAGGACGCCUGCUUUGAGGUAAAGGCUUCUUGUGCCUGCAGCGUCUCCUCCAACACCACCGGCUGGGGCUCCAGGGAAGGGAUGGCCUCCCCAGGGCUCUUCCCAGGGCUGAGGGACAGAAGCAAACAUGCAGUGAGCGAGCAGCUCCCCGCUCCCACCACCCCAGGCCUUCGAUGUCCUCUCUCGGAGGAGGCGUGAGGGACGAGAGAACUGUCCAAGCAAUGAGUCUGUGAACGUUUUGGGAACUGGAAGAGUUUAACUUGAACCCAGGAGCGUUUAAAGCUUUAUUUAUUUAUAGCUUCUUAUUAAAAAAAAAAAAAAAGUGUUGAGAAGAAACCUUUUGGUGACUCAUACAAAAAAAUGAGUUGAUGAUGGAAACGCAAGUCAUAAUCAUCUAAUUGUUUUUGUCUAGGUCAAGAUGAAUGUUAGCAGAUGAAAUAAACCCUGAAAAGGA